This is a messenger RNA of Seriola dumerili (greater amberjack), 4106 nucleotides long. RefSeq names its product peripheral plasma membrane protein CASK-like. The transcript has 30 exons. The record is from RefSeq and is a predicted model, not a curated record. Gene Ontology annotation, biological process: regulation of neurotransmitter secretion; protein phosphorylation. Bases 771 to 3626 code for a protein of 951 amino acids. Gene Ontology annotation, molecular function: protein kinase activity; signaling receptor binding; ATP binding. Lineage: Eukaryota; Metazoa; Chordata; Actinopteri; Carangiformes; Carangidae. Gene Ontology annotation, cellular component: basolateral plasma membrane; cell-cell junction; plasma membrane.
CCAGCACAGGAACGGGAGCAACGGUGGACGAAGGGUGGGCUGUGUGGGAAUACGAUAUACUUGCAUUAUUCACCCAUACAGACGGUGUAUGCAACGGAGCAGUCGUCGACAUGAACGUGAAGGUCUUCAUUUUGGGCUCGGGAAGCUGAAGCAUAUUGCAGCCUGGUCACAUUACGUUUUCAGUGGGAUAAGCCAUCUGUGAUACACUGGGUGUGCUCAGCGCAAUAACGGCGCGAGCCAACCGGUUAUUCCAUCGACAGCUAGCUCAUAUUAACCCAGCUAGCCAACCAUUUUCGAGAGCCCCGUUAGCUUGCGGUGAAGAGAGCAUCUUGGUCGGUGCGGGAAGUGUCUGUGGAUGCUACUGAGGGAGUCUUCUACCUGGCCGUAUCCAGCAGCAAGAUACGAAGCCGAGGCAUGCAAAAAGGGGUGUUUUUUUGCAAACGAGCGAGGAAAUCUCCACGCCCUGGGGUCUGGUCUAUGGUUACUAUUUAGCUAGCUCGCUGGCUAGCCAGCCUACCAGGAGAGUAGCUCAGGAGAAGGUGGGGCCGCGGAGUGACAGCCUUGGACGCCAGCUAAUGUGGCUAGCCGGCUAACCUGGACACUUGAGUGGCCACUGGUUUUCCUGACACUGAUAUCGAGGGGUUUAAAUUACCAGCAGCGUGCAGUCUGGUACAAUAGAAACUGCAUUUAGCAAGAAAAUACGUUAUCAUUGAUUCCUCCAAAACCCGUGUGGGUGGGAUAUCUCGAGGAGAGCAUCCUCGUUUACCUGAAUGACCAUGGCGGACGACGACGUGCUGUUCGAGGAUGUCUACGAGCUGUGCGAGGUGAUCGGAAAGGGUCCCUUUAGCGUGGUGAGGCGCUGCAUCAACAGGGACACGGGCCAGCAGUUUGCCGUAAAGAUCGUCGAUGUGGCCAGCUUCACCUCCAGCCCCGGCCUCAGCACAGAAGAUCUGAAAAGAGAGGCCAGUAUCUGCCACAUGCUGAAACACCCUCACAUCGUGGAGCUGCUGGAGACCUACAGCUCCGAUGGCAUGCUCUACAUGGUCUUUGAAUUUAUGGACGGAGCAGACCUGUGUUUUGAAAUUGUCAAGAGAGCCGACGCCGGGUUUGUGUACAGCGAAGCAGUGGCCAGCCACUAUAUGAGGCAGAUUUUGGAGGCACUUCGAUACUGCCACGACAACAAUGUGAUUCAUCGCGACGUAAAGCCUCACUGUGUGCUGCUGGCCUCAAAGGAGAACUCUGCUCCGGUCAAGCUGGGAGGUUUUGGAGUGGCGAUACAGCUGGGAGAGUCUGGCUUAGUAGCUGGAGGUCGAGUCGGUACUCCCCACUUCAUGGCCCCGGAGGUGGUGAAGCGGGAGCCGUACGGCAAACCGGUGGACGUGUGGGGAUGCGGAGUCAUCCUCUUCAUCCUCCUGUCCGGCUGCUUGCCUUUCUACGGCACCAAGGAGCGCUUGUUUGAGGCCAUCAUUAAAGGGAAAUACAAGAUGAACCCGCGUCAGUGGGCCCACAUCUCAGAGAGCGCCAAAGACCUGGUGAGACGCAUGCUGAUGCUGGACCCCGCUGAGAGAAUCACUGUCUACGAGGCCCUCAACCACCCCUGGCUGAAGGAGAGGGACAGGUAUGCCUACAAGAUCCACCUGCCUGAAACGGUGGAACAGCUGAGGAAGUUCAACGCCAGGAGGAAGCUGAAGGGUGCAGUGCUGGCCGCCGUUUCCAGCCACAAGUUUAAUUCCUACUAUGGCGACCCCCCAGAGGAGCUUCACGACUUCUCAGACGACCCCACCUCCUCAGGACUGCUAGCUGCCGAAACAGGGGCAGUAUCGCAGGUUUUGGACAGUCUAGAGGAGAUUCACGCGCUGACGGACUGCAGUGAGAAAGACAUGGACUUCCUGCACAGCGUCUUCCAGGAUCAGCACCUCCACACCUUGCUAGACCUUUAUGACAAAAUCAACACCAGGUCGUCUCCUCAGAUCAGAAAUCCCCCUAGUGACGGCGUGCAGAGAGCCAAAGAGGUACUGGAAACCAUCUCCUGUUACCCAGAGAACAUGGAGGCCAAGGAGCUCAGGAGGAUCCUCACACAGCCGCACUUCAUGGCUCUGCUGCAGACCCACGACGUGGUGGCCCACGAGGUCUACAGCGAUGAGGCGUUGAGGGUGACCCCUCCACCCACCUCACCGUACCUUAACGGAGACUCCCCGGACAGCACCAACGGAGACAUGGACCUGGAGAAUGUUACCAGGGUUCGCCUGGUCCAGUUUCAAAAGAACACUGAUGAGCCCAUGGGCAUCACCCUGAAAAUGAAUGACCUCAACCACUGUAUUGUGGCCCGCAUCAUGCACGGUGGCAUGAUUCAUCGACAAGGGACUCUGCAUGUAGGAGAUGAGAUCCGAGAGAUCAACGGCAUCAGUGUUGCCAAUCAGACGGUAGAGCAGCUCCAAAAGAUGCUGAGAGAGAUGAGGGGUAGCAUUACCUUCAAGAUUGUACCCAGUUAUCGAUCCCAGUCUAUGUCUUGUGAGAAAGAGUCACCGGAUUUGUCCAGACAGUCACCUGCAAAUGGUCAUGCUAGCGUCACCAGCUCCAUCCUGGACCUGCCGUCGACGAUUCAGCCCAAAGGGCGUCAGAUCACCAGACCAGCUAUCAAGGACAAAUUGUCCAUCAAGAUUUACGUACGCGCCCAGUUUGAAUACGACCCAGCCAAAGACGACCUCAUCCCCUGUAAGGAGGCAGGCGUUCGCUUCCAGGUGGGCGAUAUCAUUCAGAUCAUCUCCAAGGACGACCACAACUGGUGGCAGGGAAAACUGGAGAACACCAAGAACGGCACAGCAGGCCUCAUCCCUUCGCCUGAGCUACAGGAGUGGCGUGUGGCAUGUAUAGCGAUGGAGAAGACCAAACAGGAACAGCAGGCCAGUUGUACCUGGUUUGGCAAGAAGAAGAAACAGUAUAAAGACAAAUACCUGGCUAAGCACAACGCAGUGUUCGACCAACUAGAUCUGGUGACGUACGAGGAAGUGGUCAAACUGCCAUCGUUCAAGAGGAAAACGCUGGUUCUGCUUGGUGCACACGGAGUUGGUAGGAGGCACAUCAAGAACACGCUCAUUACCAAACAUCCUGACCGGUUCGCCUACCCCAUCCCUCACACGACCCGUCCUCCUAAGAAGGACGAAGAGAACGGAAAGAACUACUACUUCGUGUCUCACGAACAGAUGAUGCAGGACAUCAGCAACAACGACUACCUGGAGUACGGCAGCCACGAGGACGCUAUGUACGGAACCAGGCUGGAGACCAUCAGGCAGAUCCACGCGCAGGGCAUGAUCUCUAUCCUGGAUGUGGAACCACAGGCACUAAAGAUACUCAGGACGGCCGAGUUUGCUCCCUACGUCGUCUUCAUCGCUGCUCCCACCAUCACCCCCGGCAUGACUGAGGUUCCAAAGUGGUGCAGGAAACUGCCUGACGACUCUCUUCAGCGGCUUCAGAAGGAAUCCGAGAUGCUGCAGAGGACCUACGCUCACUACUUUGACCAGACCGUCAUCAACAACGAAAUCGACGACACCAUCCGCCUGCUGGAGGAAGCCGUGGACCUGGUGUCCACCGCUUCUCAGUGGGUCCCCGUCUCCUGGGUCUACUGACGCGCGGCCUCCGACGACCUGUCUCCGAUCCCGCCCGGAUGCUAAACUUCGGCGGAAUCCCCUCCGGUCACGUCUCUCUCAUCGCAAUCGUACAUUUCUGUAGAUAAACUGUUGUUGAAAAAUAGGGAAAAUGAAGAAACUGAUAACUCUGACGCCUCGCCGCGGAGACUUCGUCCCGCCCCGGCCCCUUUUUCUCAACAGCCUAAAAGGCGUAUUGUCGUGUACAUAUAUACAUAUAUAUAUAUAAAUGAAAAAAAAAAACUAAAUGAAUAAGGUUCUGUCCUCAUGUAGUCAAAGGGUGGGGAGCGGAGGGGCAGCACGGUAGAUAUUUUGUACUUUUCUUUUGUAAUCGACGGAUGGGUGUUAAUAUCGGAGGCGAAAGCGAGCAUGACCGUAAAGCAGUCUUAUGUGGGUGCCUGUGUGUGUGUGCGUGUGCGUUGACCUUUUAAGGCACUUCUCGUGGUACUCUGUGUCCUCCUC